CUUCCAAUCUAUCAAUUCUCUACAGUGUCAUUUCUAUCAAAAAAGUGUCCGUCCUGUGGCAGUGUACAAAGACGGGAAUACCCUCAACCGCAGCGAGAAUCAUUACCAUGCCCAUCCGCCCCGCAACCGUCCCCCUCGCCCCAGCCCCAGCUCCCUCCCCAUCAGCUGCAUCCACUCCCAGUAACGCAAACUCACCCUACAACUACAACCACAAUUACAUCUCCACCACCUCCACCACUCCCCCCCAAGCAGCACACACCUGCAUCCACUGCGUGAAACGAAAAGUUAAAUGCGACCGGAAUCUUCCCACCUGCUCCAGCUGCAUCAAAGCUGCUAUUGAAUGUAUCUAUCAGACGCCUGCGCCGCGAGCGCGGAAGCGACGACGUCGACGGAGCGAUGAUAUGCAUGAGCGGUUGGCGCGGUAUGAGCGGUUACUCAAGGAGAAUGGGAUUGGGGUUGGGAUGUCACUGAGUGGUGGUGAUGACCAGGGGGUUGUGCCGCGGUCGGCGGAGCAAGCUCGGCCUCAAUCUCAAUCCGGUUCAACAGGGAAGAUGGGGAAGUUGUUGUCCGGGGAUGAUGGGAAGUCGCGGUAUAUCGACAGUAGUAUCUGGUUGAAUUCGGGGGAGGCGAAUAUGCAGAGUGUGUCGGAGGAUGACGAGGAGGAAGAGGAUGCGUCGGUGAAUGCGAGUGGGAUGGUGCAGGACCCGGUGUCCGGUGCUUUGGUGGGGGGGUCUCAGGAUCUGACUGCCUACCAUCCGUCUCAUUAUCAUGCGAUCAGGUUGUGGACAGCGCAUAUCCAGAACGUCGAGCCGCUUUGCAAGGUCCUGCAUAUCCCGACGACGGGGAAUAUGGUUGAGACUGUCUCGAGGAAUCCAAGCACAGCUACAAAAGCACAGGAGUGUCUCCUUUUUGCGAUAUACCACUUCGCCGUCUUCUCGCUCACAGACGAAGACUGCAUCCGGGACUUCGGACAGACCCGAUCUAUACUGUUAGCCAAGUACCAGAUGGCCCUGCGACAGGCGCUCGUCAACGCAUCCUGGCUCAAAACCACAGAGAUGCCGGUCAUGCAAGCGUUCAUCCUGUUUUUGAUCUCCGUCCGCACGCAGGCAGACCCGCACACGUUCUGGAUCUGGACCGGGGUGGCGGUGCGGAUUUCCCAGCGCAUGGGACUUCAUCGCGACGGGGAGAUUCUGGGUCUCCCGCCGUUUGAGGUGCAGAUGCGUCGACGGCUGUUCUGGCAGCUUCUCCCGCUAGACGGGUACGCGGGCCAGCUAUCCGGCACGGGGAUCUCCGUGGCGCCAGAUAGCUGGGACACGAAGCAGCCGCUGAAUAUCAAUGACGAUCAGAUCUACCCUGGGAUGACGCGGCAGCCGGAGGAGGUGCACGGUGCGACGGAGAUGAUUUUCUGUCUGACCAAGAAUGAGCUGUCGAAUCUGUAUACGCGCAAAGGGGUGCGGAUGAAGAAGGUUGGCGCGACGAUCCAGUUCCGCGAGAGUGCGGAGAUGGAACAUCUGAUUGAUGAGGUGGAGAGUACCAUCGAGACGAAAUAUCUCCGGUACUGCGAUAUUGUCAAUCCCCUCCACGUGCUGACGAUGGGAACGGUGAGGUCGGGCGCAAAUGCGGUCCGGCUCCGGAAUCGGAUGGGCGAGUUGACGAAGCUUUCUGUUUCCGAUUCGCAGAGGAGGGAGCUGUGUAGUCUGGCGCUGAGGAUCCUGGAGACGGAUUGCAUGUUGCACAAGAACCCCAUGACGAAGCGGUUUCUGUGGCACUAUAAGGCUUUUUUUCUCUGGGAUGCAUUGGUCUGUGUCUUGAGGAGUCUGGCCAAGUGCGGGUUCUUUGCUCGGUACGAGGUGGAUAGUAUCUGGGAGACGGUGGGCGAUGUCUAUCGGAAUCAUCUGGAGAUCCUGGAGGGGAAGCAGAUUCAUCAUAUUGCGGUGCGGAAAGCGACGCUUGACACUUGGGCUGCGAAUCCGCCAUUGGGUGCUGCUUCUGAGCCGGGUUUCAUUACCGGGCUGCGUGAGCUGCAGAGGAUGAAGGUUGCUCGACGUUUGGAGAAGACGGAAGAUAUCCCUACCCCUGACGGUCUGGAACAGAUAUCCUCGUUUGACAUGCUGUUUGGGGGGUUUAAUGGAGAGCGACCCUGGGAGACGGAUUGUAAUCUCAGCGGCGUGGAUUGGAUGUUCUUGGAACAAUUGUAAUUGUACUGUUUCAUUGACCUGAU
This is a messenger RNA of Aspergillus heteromorphus CBS 117.55, 2221 nucleotides long. RefSeq names its product putative C6 transcription factor. Gene Ontology annotation, molecular function: DNA-binding transcription factor activity, RNA polymerase II-specific; DNA binding; zinc ion binding. Gene Ontology annotation, biological process: DNA-templated transcription; regulation of DNA-templated transcription. The coding region runs from base 108 to 2198 and encodes 696 amino acids. Lineage: Eukaryota; Fungi; Ascomycota; Eurotiomycetes; Eurotiales; Aspergillaceae. The transcript has 2 exons. The record is from RefSeq and is a predicted model, not a curated record.